Sordaria macrospora k-hell is the source of this 1731-nucleotide messenger RNA. RefSeq lists its product as uncharacterized. The record is from RefSeq and is a predicted model, not a curated record. Lineage: Eukaryota; Fungi; Ascomycota; Sordariomycetes; Sordariales; Sordariaceae. Gene Ontology annotation, biological process: protein folding. Gene Ontology annotation, cellular component: endoplasmic reticulum; endoplasmic reticulum membrane. Gene Ontology annotation, molecular function: calcium ion binding.
AUGAGGUUCAACGUAGCUGCCGCUGCCGCCAGCGCCGCCCUCCUCGCCGGAGGUGUCAGCGCCGACGAUGCUCAGAAGGUGCUCAAGGACGAGAGCUCCAGCACCGUCGCCGAGGCCGCCACCUCGGUCUCCCCCGUCAAGCUCCCUACCUUCACUCCUACCAAGCUCAAGGCUCCCUUCCUCGAGCAGUUUACCGACGACUGGGACUCGCGCUGGAAGCCUUCCCACGCCAAGAAGGAGACCGGCCCCGAUACCGAGGAGGAGUGGGCUUACGUCGGCGAGUGGUCCGUCGAGGAGCCCGUCGUCUACAAGGGCAUGGAGGGCGACAAGGGUCUCGUCGUCAAGAACGCGGCCGCCCACCACGCCAUCUCGGCCAAGUUCCCCAAGAAGAUCGACCCCAAGGGCAAGGAUCUCGUUGUCCAGUAUGAGGUCAAGCUUCAGAAUGGCCUCGAGUGCGGUGGUGCUUACCUGAAGCUCCUCCGUGAGAACAAGGCUCUCCACCAGGAUGAGUUCUCCAACACCACCCCCUACGUCAUCAUGUUCGGUCCCGACAAGUGCGGCCACACCAACAAGGUGCACUUCAUCUUCAACCACAAGAACCCCAAGACGGGCGAGUAUGAGGAGAAGCACCUCAGCUCUCCUCCGGCGGCCAAGAUCGUCAAGACCACCGAGCUCUACACGCUCAUUGUCCACCCCAACAACACCUACCUCAUCCAGCAGGAUGGUGAGACCGUCAAGGAGGGCAGCCUCCUCGAGGACUUUGUCCCCUCGGUCAACCCCGAGGCCGAGAUUGACGACCCCAACGACACCAAGCCCGAGGACUGGGUUGACCAGGACCGCAUCCCCGACCCCGAUGCCAAGAAGCCCGAGGACUGGGAUGAGGAUGCCCCGUACGAGAUUGUCGAUGAGGAGGCUACCAUCCCCGAGGACUGGCUAGUCGAUGAGCCCCAGACCAUCCCCGACCCUGAGGCCCAGAAGCCCGAGGACUGGGAUGACGAGGAGGAUGGUGACUGGAUCGCCCCUACCAUUCCCAACCCCAAGUGCUUCGAGGUUUCUGGUUGCGGCCCCUGGACUAAGCCCAUGAAGAAGAACCCCGAGUACAAGGGCAUCUGGAGCGCUCCUCUCAUUGAGAACCCCGCCUACAAGGGACCCUGGGCUCCUCGCAAGAUCCCCAACCCCGACUACUUUGAGGACAAGACCCCCGCCAGCUUUGAGCCCAUGGGUGCUAUUGGCUUCGAGAUCUGGACCAUGCAGAACAACAUUCUCUUCGACAACAUCUACAUUGGUCACUCCGUUGAGGACGCCAAGGCUCUUGCUGACGAGACCUUCUUCAAGAAGCACCCCGUCGAGGAGAAGCUCGAGGAGGCUGAGAAGCCCAAGGUUGAGGAGAACAAGCCCGCUUCCCCCAACGACCUCAAGUUCACCGAGGACCCUGUCACCUACAUCAAGGAGAAGGUUGACCUCUUCAUGACCAUUGCCAAGACGGACCCCGUUGAGGCUAUCAAGUUCGUUCCUGAGGUUGCCGGUGGCGCUGCCGCCCUCCUCGUUACCUUCAUUGCCAUUCUCGCUUCUCUCGUCUCUGGCGGCAGCGCUCCUGCUCCCGUUAAGAAGGUUGCUAAGGAUGUCAAGGAGAAGGCCGAGGACGUCAAGGACAAGGCUGCCGAGGCUGUCGCCACUGGUGCCGAGAAGGCCAACCAGGCUACCAAGCGCAACACCCGCAGCCAGUCGUAA